Messenger RNA from Cladophialophora immunda, 1586 nucleotides. RefSeq lists its product as uncharacterized. Gene Ontology annotation, cellular component: site of double-strand break. Gene Ontology annotation, molecular function: flap-structured DNA binding; double-stranded DNA binding; single-stranded DNA binding. Gene Ontology annotation, biological process: double-strand break repair via homologous recombination; DNA double-strand break processing involved in repair via single-strand annealing. The coding region runs from base 126 to 1319 and encodes 397 amino acids. The transcript has a single exon. NCBI's taxonomy places the organism in Eukaryota, Fungi, Ascomycota, Eurotiomycetes, Chaetothyriales, Herpotrichiellaceae. The record is from RefSeq and is a predicted model, not a curated record.
AGUGUACUGUAUUGGGGCCAGGCCGUGCACAUCUUUUUGGUAGUCGAGCUACAGAUAUAACAUCUUAGACCUGGCGUGCCCUCAUUUCAGACACUGACUACAACAGUCGUUCACAGAAUUCUGCCAUGUCUACGCUUACGUCGAUCCUGACUCGGGCACUCACGCAGAGCGAAGCCCUUCAACGGCAACUCGAAGCCAGCAAUCAAACUAUUGAACGACUCGAACGCGAAAACGACAAGCUCAAGCAUGAGGUCCAGGACUUGCGUCAGGCCCAUACCGAGAAGCAAAAGGAUGCUCCAGAGCUUGCAGUCCAGCUGGACCAUCUAUUCCGUAAAGACGCAGAGAAGCAAGCAGAGAUUGACAGCUUGAAGAAGCAGCUCCGCAAGGAAAGAAGACGCCGCUCACGGAACCCACAUCUUUCGUCUCCCAUUGUGCCGGGCGAUGAGCAAGCCCCCAGAAAUCCCAGUCGAAAGCGACAAAGAGCCAACAGUCCUGAGAAGAUAGAGCCACUGCAGGGGAUCGGGACCAAUGUGUCUUCAGGAAGUCGUGUCUCCCGAACGUCCAAACCCAAGGGAUUGCACGAGCGAGGGGCGGAAGCGAUCUCGUCUCUUGCGGAAGAUGGCAUUGAUUACAAUCGAGAUGACAUAGAGGAUCCACCAAAAAAGCGUGUCCAUACACCGAGUCUGCCCAGAAAGCGCUUGGAUGCAUUGCUGACAACAUCCACGCCCACUCCCGUUGUACCACCUCAUCCCGCUUCCGCCAGGAAAGCACCUGUCACCAAAAAGGCAUCCGAGAAGAGUGGGCCACUCCGUUCCCGGCCUGUCCUUCAGCUUGAUCUUUCCCACUUCAAAGUCAACCCAAAAUACGCAGAAGGUCUUGAUUAUGCAUUCCAAGAUGUUGUCCGUAACAAGGAAGCAAGGAAGUGUCUGCCCAACUGCACGCGGCCGGGGUGUUGUAGUGCCACGUUCAGAGUUUUGGCGGAGACGCUGCCCCUUGAUCCGAACGUCUCGGAAGACGACCUGUUGCGUGGAUUUCUGGGGCCUGAGUCAGCGGAAAAAAUACGCUCUCUAACACCUCUGACAAGAGCAAAUCUAGUGCAUGAGGCACGAGCAAAUUUACUUGCCAAAGAGUAUGGGAGAAUGCACAGGGCAAAUUUUGCGCCCCCAUCUACCCCCCCAGGAUUUUGGGACGUGGACAUUCCAUCCACGCAAGAGCAAAAGGAGAACCAGGAGCGAGCACGGGAGAGGCAGAGGGACGAGGUCGGAAGGCGGUAUCAAGAGGCGAUCAAGGGUGGACGCUGGCUGUUUGCCGAUGAGUGAUCCACGACUUGUUGUGAAGUAGGAUACUGCCGUGGGCCUGGACCACAUCGAAGCCCGCCUGAACAUGGACACGAAAUCACCUCCAGGUUACGGAGGACGACGUCUUGUGACAAGGGACGAGUCGCCCUACCCAGGUACCGCUACCUCUGAGUCUCCCAGGGACAAGGUCGUGCGGUCGGCGCCAUCGAUUUGUGUCAUCGGAUCGUUAGGGUCGUCGGGAUCGUCGAAGAGGCGAUGAGGGACAAUAUGGCUUUCAAUGGGCGUCUG